Molecule: messenger RNA, 1401 nt
Organism: Miscanthus lutarioriparius
Lineage: Eukaryota; Viridiplantae; Streptophyta; Magnoliopsida; Poales; Poaceae
Source: the annotation of a GenBank genome assembly
AUGGGGAAGGGAAAGGGGACGCUGCCUGCAAUCGAAUUGAUGAAUCGUAUCAACAAGCAGAAAGAGAAGGGGAAGGAGAAAGAGAUGACGCGAAGGAGAAGAUGGGGGAGUGCAUCUGGAGGAGGGGCACCUGGAUCUGCUCUCGGCGUUGGAGGAGGACACGCUGGAGCGGAGGCGUCGGCGACGACAGCGGCGGGCUGGCGGCGGCCGUCUUCUCCUUCCCCAACCAAGAGCAGUCACGGACUUGGGCGAGCACGGGAGAUGGAGAGGACGGGGAAGUCCCAACCCGCCCCAACCCCGCCACCACGCCGCAUGCCCCAUCCGCGCCCUUUGCCUGCGCUUGGCUGCUCAUGCUGCUUGCCGUGGCCGUUGCGCUCGGCUACUGCUGCUGCUUGCCAUGGCCACGCGUGCACCGAGGAGGAGCUCCGCCCACGGCUCGACUGCACCUGGGACCCCACCUCCGACCGUGCCAAGAAGCUCCGCCAAGAAGCACGGCAUAGCGCCUCCCCUACUCGAGUCACGAAGUGGAAGCGCGGAGUGGGGGCGCGGAGAAGGAGCGGGCGGGGUGGCGGCGGCGGCGGUCGUGUGUGCUGCGGUGGCGCUGACAUCUUGGGCGCAGGUGGCCAGGCGGCGCGGGGGGAGGGGGAGGGGGCGCAGAGGAGAGGCGGCGCGGGGGAGAGGAGGGAAGGGAGCGCGGGGAGAGGCUUGCGGCCGGCGGCUGAAAGAGAUAAGGGAGACGCGCCGCGAAGUGACCGACGACUGCUGCGGGGCCUGCUUGGAAGCCGGCGGCCAAGAGACCAACUGCUGCGGGUGCGGGGCCUGCUCCUGCUGCUGCUCCACCAAGUGCUGCUGCCGCUUCACCACGGCGCCCUUCGCCGUCGCCGUCGCCACAGUCAUCACCGUGCUCGUCGUAGCCUACGCCGGCGUCUUAUUCCCCGCCCGCGUCACCGACGACCCCAACGGCACGGCGCUCGCAUACGACGUCUCGCUCACCAUCGCCGUGCGCAACCGCAACUUCGCGAAGGCAUCUGGAAAACCGCGCCGCUGGACGCCGAGCUCCGGUUCCACGGCCAGACGUUCGCGCGCGUCCGUACCCAGUUGGAGAGCGCGGAGUGGGGGCUUUUCAAGGCGCGGGGGAAAUGUCUGUACCGCGUGCCGGCGGCCUCGGCGGACAGGGGUGCCGCGCCUGUGGCGCUCGGUGGUGACGGAGUGGCUGAGUUCGUGAGGGAGAGCCUCGCCGGGGUGUUUGAGCUCGAGCUCGCUGUCGUCGGCAGGGAGGUCAAGGACGAGGAACAACAACACGGCAGGGACAGCAGCGUCAGGGCCACCUGCCCUUUGAAGCUUUCGCUCCCGACGGCGACCGCUCCUGUCGAGUUCACAAGGGUCAAGUGCACGUUGUAG